Molecule: messenger RNA, 3639 nt
Organism: Haliotis rubra (blacklip abalone)
Lineage: Eukaryota; Metazoa; Mollusca; Gastropoda; Lepetellida; Haliotidae
Exons: 13
Coding region: 177-2729 (850 amino acids)
Cellular component (GO): plasma membrane
Molecular function (GO): carbonate dehydratase activity; zinc ion binding
Source: RefSeq, a predicted model, not a curated record
CAAUAAAGGUCCUCUUUAAACAACUGAUUAGAGAACAAGAGCGGCGUCCCGUACUGUAAAAGAGGCAAGCCUUUGAUAUAUGCUUUGCCGCCGAGACAAGUUUGACUGGCAGUAAAUCGUGCUCGUCACAACGUAAGAAAGCGAUAGCCCGUACUGCAGCUUGUCAGUCGGUGGUGAUGGCCCAACAAUUUCUACAUCUACUGUUGUCUACCCUCCUUUAUGGGGAGUCACCGACGGGUCGAAAUGGGGGCGGUGAUCUCAGCCAUCACUGGAGCUACAAGGGCGACGCAGGCCCAGGCAACUGGUCGCUGCUAUAUCCGACGUGUAGUGGAACCAGGCAGUCUCCCGUGAAUAUACAAGACCGGAACAUCAUAUACCAGGAGCUACCACCCUUUAGGUUCAACAACUUCGAUGGCUUACGAACCGCAUUCAGACUCACUAACAACGGGCAUACAGCAAGUAUAUCCAUAUUUGGUAACAUGUCCGUGGAGGGAGGUGGCCUUGACGGCCAGUACAACACCGCUGAGCUACACUUCCACUGGGGCAGCUCCAACAACCUCGGCUCCGAACACUCCAUCAAUGGUAGAAAAUAUCCCUUGGAGAUGCACAUCGUAAGUUAUGCCACCAAAUAUGGAAGCUUGUCAAACGCCAUGAGGUUCAGAGACGGUCUUGCUGUGCUUGGGACGUUUUUUGACAUAGCUAGGGAAAACCCGUACUUCAGACCCAUUGAGGAAGGAGUGGUUCGAGCUAAGUAUGCUGGUAACUUUACCGAUCUGCAAUCCGUGAACCUGCUGGGCCUGCUUCCUGCUGAUACGACACGUUAUUACCGUUACUACGGGAGUCUGACCACGCCCCCUUGUCAUCAAAGCGUGAUGUGGACAUUGUUUGAGGACGUCCAAUACGUCUCUCCUUACCAGAUCCAAAUGCUCAGACGUCUCUAUGAAUCUCACGACUCUCACGGCCAUGGAGGUCAUGGAGGUCACGGAGGUCAAGGAGGUCAUGGCUUCGGAAACAACCACCACUCCCCGAUGAAACAUUUACCCCUUGAAGAGUUUCUCAUGGACAACUACCGCCCCACUCAGCCCCACUUCGACCGUGUCAUUAACUGUAACAUCCUGCGCUAUGCAGAUCCCCAGUAUAUACAACAUUCACGUAUGCAAUUCGACAGCGCCCCCAGGCAAAAUGACUUCAUAUCUCAAAGACUGUCUCAGAUAAAUGUUGACGCUUUGUUCAACAAGACCCUUCAACGAUGGCUUCAAAGCAAGGGCUUGUCUCCAAAUGCCUUGACCCCAGAACAACUGGGCAUGCACGCACAAGGACAAUCUCACGGGGCUCCGCAGUUUCAGCAACAAGGAUCAGUCAACCUAGGCCACCCUGCUCCGGUUCAGGGUAACGCAGGCAGUACCGGAUCUGGGCAUGGCACUCAGCAUGCCAUCCAUCAGGGUAGUCCCCACGGUGUCAACCAGGGCCAGGUGGGUGGGAGUGCACCAGGAGGAACUAGCCAGAUGGGUACAGGCGCAGCACAACCACCAGAUCAGCUUGACCUUCAGGUCAUACAAACACAGACGAUUGGACCAAAUGGAGAACAGCUGACAGAGAUACAAGUGCAGCUAGAUCCUAAUGGUCCACAUGGCGCAAUGACCCAGGCAGAGCUUCAACAGCUAGUAGGUGAUCCUGCAGUGAUGGACCAGAUUCGUCAGAUCGUCAGCAGCCAAACAGGCGGCACUGGUCAGAUACACGAAAUAAUCGUAUCUGUGCCACCCACAGGCAGCCAGGGUGCAGCACCAUCACAAUACCAAGAUCCACAGGCGUUUGGAGGAGCCGGAGCACCAGCACAGGGAUCCACGAUGAAUGGGCCUUCCCAAGAGUUCCAGGCCUCGCAAGGCAACAACGAGGUGCAAGUACUAGAAUUCCACCCUAGUGUACCACAGUUUCUCAUAGAUGAAUUACUUCGAUACCCACAAUGGUCCUUUCACUUCAACGAAACCCUCAUGGAAAUUAACGAACUCAUGCAUGACCUGACCGCUGCGUCUGUAACGACUGCCCCGCCACCAAGACAGAAUCAGUUUCAACAAACGGGGCCGCUCCCUGUCCAGGGUGUCCAGCCAGGGCUGCUCCAAGGUCAAGGUGUGCAAGUUGGUCAUCUGGAAGGUGUAAACAUGAACCUUCAAGGGGUCCAGGUGGAUCAAGUUGGUAUGGGCCAUGGACAUUCACACGGAGUAGGUCAAGGUCAAGGUAUUGGAGGUAUGGUUCAAGGUCAGGGAACUUUGGAUCAUGGUCACAGAAGAAUGGAUCAAGGUCAAGGAAACAUGGGACAAGGUCUAGGUCAUACCGGUCAAAGUCAUGGGAAUACUGGACAAGGUCAUGGGAGCAUGGGUCAAGGUCAUAUGCAAUCACUUCCAUUUGGUCAGUCCCAAAACAUCGGCCAACAAGGAUUAGGUAAUAAUUUUGGGCAACAACACUCCCAGUUUGAUCAGCAUCAGGCUGGUGGAACAUUUAUUCAGAGUGCACCGACAUUUCAAGUAGAUCCCUUCUCAGCAAUAAAUGGGAACAUUCAAGUGGACCCGAUACAGAGUGUGCACAUAGGUCAACAGACACGGAAUAUGGGUUCUGUUGACCUUUCAAGAGGUGGAGGGACGCAACGCUUCCAGAAUGUUGGUGCCAACACUGGACAAUCUGAUCUCCAAAUAAUCUCAGCUCGUGAAAUGAAGUUCCUGCCAUGGAAAUGACUUGAAUAUAGACAUGGCUACCCACAAAGAUAGUUCCUCAUAUGAGUGCACGUUUUCUCCUGUCACAAACAUCUCCCAAACAAUAUUGUGUACUUACACUCUAACUUGUUUGGAUCAAUAUUUUGCAAAACAAAUCAUUUGUCCAAAUGCUUGGCAAUAUUAAUAAUAAUUUCAAUAUGCCACAUAGGGACCAGGCGUUAGACUGGUGUCAUGGGUGUAAAUGUAUACAUCCUGCUGUAAAUGUAUACAUAAGCUUGGCUCUUCAAGAAUGUACUAUUUUGUGUAUCAUGCUUGUAAUUAUACGUUGUUACUUUUCCGGUUCAAAGAUUGGUCAAGUACUGUUGAAUAUAUAUGUUCUCUUUGAAAGAAACUAUGAAGCAGCAUUUACAAAAAAAUAUUGACAGCAUUGUAAAGUUAUACCAACUUAAUACCUCACAUUUCAAAAUCUUAAGGGAUGAGUAUGGUUCCAGAUUUUAAUAGUUAUCCAUACUCAUCGGUGGAAACCUGAACACUGGCACCUUGGAGGGUUAGUUUAUUAUAAUGUGGUCUUUUAAUCAUAUGAUGGUAUAAGUCGACCAACACACCAUGUCAAGUAGGGAACGAACAUUGUUCUAGGAAGCUUGCAUUCUUUCCCCGUCAGCUUCUCAAUAAGUUCCGUAAUCACAAUAUUUCAAUCUAGCAAAUCAGAUCUGCCUUCUGUUGGUGAGAGCGGCCAUUAACUUGAAGAUGUGUAUCGAUCCUUGGUUUGCUUUCGAGGGAGCUGCUAGUAAUUGAUACCCCAGCUCCUACACCAAUACGUUCAUCUGGGGGGUUCUAUGGCAUGAUCUGAAUCAUUCAAGAAGUAUUUCAUCAUGAGUUUCUUUGGUACUGCUGAUUUGGUAUUUUGGUUGAAUAAAAUACAUAACACAGA